Molecule: messenger RNA, 842 nt
Organism: Saccostrea echinata
Lineage: Eukaryota; Metazoa; Mollusca; Bivalvia; Ostreida; Ostreidae
Exons: 2
Coding region: 6-842 (278 amino acids)
Biological process (GO): DNA recombination; DNA integration
Molecular function (GO): DNA binding
Source: RefSeq, a predicted model, not a curated record
GUAAAAUGAAGGACGCAUUAAGCAGAGGAGUUGGGGGAAAACGAAAACAAGCAGAUCCCAUACUUCCCGAAGAUGAGGCUACAAUCUGGGAGAAAGGGAUUUUCGGGAUGAACAAUGCAGAAACCCUUCAGAACACUGUGUUUUAUUACAGUUGCAAGUUCUUUGGAUUAAGGGGUCAUGACGAACAUCAUUCUCUCCAAUGUGACCAGUUUUUUCUUGGUGAGGAUAAUAGGGGGAAAUUCAUCGAAUUCACAGGCAGAUCAACAAAGACCUUCAAGGGAGGACUAGCUCACAAGGAACUACACAACAAGCAAAUACGGCACUACUGUCAGCCCGGGGAGCGAUGCAUGGCUGAUUUUUUUAAAGUAUACCUAGAUGCUCUGGGAAACGAAGGAUCGUUUUACCGCCGCCCACUGGCAGGCUCGCCCCCUCGUUAUGGCUCGCAAUUAGUCGGUGUUAAUAAAUUAAAAUCCCUGAUGAAGGUAAUCUGUGAAAAAGCAGGUCUGAAGGGAAACUAUACAAACCAUUCAGGAAAAAGAACAUGCGCAACGGCACUCUAUCAAAACGGAGUCGAGGAACAGGAGAUUAUGGGUAGAACGGGGCAUCGGUCAGAAAUGGGAGUGCGGGCCUACAAACGUGGAAAUGCAGAGAUUGCGUGCACGGUGUCAAAAGUUUUAAAUCCCCCAGAACCUAAAUUGCCGAAGAAAGAACGAAAGGAUGCCCCUGGACCUCUGUUGGACAUAUCUACAUCUAAUAAAAUGAACGUUCAUGACAAAGUGGAAGUUUUGGGUCAGACCGGUGGUAGCAGUACAUUUAACAACUGCACUUUCAUUUCGUAUUAA